This is a messenger RNA of Heterocephalus glaber (naked mole-rat), 3260 nucleotides long. It is a transcript of the gene Mrpl17, whose product is annotated as mitochondrial ribosomal protein L17. Gene Ontology annotation, biological process: translation. The record is from RefSeq and is a predicted model, not a curated record. Gene Ontology annotation, cellular component: ribosome; mitochondrial large ribosomal subunit. Lineage: Eukaryota; Metazoa; Chordata; Mammalia; Rodentia; Bathyergidae. Gene Ontology annotation, molecular function: structural constituent of ribosome.
AAAUCGCCUCCGCCGGGUCUUGCCUGAGAGUUUCCACUUCCGGCCCCAAGGGGCUGGAGGACUCUGCGAACAUGCGGCUGUCAGUGGCGUCCGCCAUUUCCCACGGCCGCGUAUACCGCCGCCUGGGCCUUGGUCCCGAGUCCCGUAUCCACCUGUUGAGAAACUUGCUCACCGGACUGGUGCGACACGAACGCAUCGAGGCGUCAUGGGCGCGUGUGGACGAGAUGCGGGGCUACGCGGAGAAGCUCAUCGACUAUGGAAAAUUGGGAGACACCAACGAACGAGCCAUGCGAAUGGCUGACUUCUGGCUCACCGAGAAAGACUUGAUCCCAAAGCUAUUUAAAGUACUGGCCCCUCGGUACCAAGGUCAGAAUGGGGGCUACACAAGGAUGGUGCAGAUUCCAAAUCGGAGUGAACAGGAUCGGGCAAAGAUGGCAGUGAUCGAAUAUAAAGGGAAUUGCCUCCCACCUCUGCCUCUACCUCGAAAAGACAGCAACUUUACACUCCUAAACCAGCUGCUCCAGGGGCUUCGGCAGGACCUCCAAAAGAACCAAGAAAAAAGUCUCCACAGCUCCCAUACAGUUCAAACACCAAGGAUUUAACUGGAACUGGACUCUGGUUUUCUUCAGUCGCCAUGAUGACUGGCCUAUGGAGUUCUUUGAAUGUCUGAGAACUAGAGCUAAAGUUGUAAAAUGAACAGUCUUAAUGGGGCUCAGAACCUUCUGGGGAGCCAGAUGUCCCUCUCUUUGCACAAAAGAUAAAAUUCCUUACCUUGAAUAUAUGUAAAAUGUUUUUUUUUAAUUCCCUUAGGGUUUCUGGAAAAAUGAGAACCAUCUAAAUGCUCAGUCUACCUAGGAUAGUAAAUUCAUGGUUUAUGUUUCUGGUUCUUAGAUCUGGAUUGUGUUUGGUUAGUGUAGUUGUUUUUCUUAGUACCAAUUUAGAUGGGGCAUGAUUCCUGUAUCCCAGACUUGUUCCCUGACAUGAUUGUAUUUUGAUAUCCAGCAUAGGACUCAGCCUCUAGGAUUUCUUGGAAAAAGACUGCUUCCUGCUGGGGGGGGGGGGGGAUGAACAUCUGGCAAUAAAACUUGUUUAAUCCAUAUCCAAGGCACCUUUGGGGGACACUGCAACCAUUCCUCUGUUUCCAGGCUGGAUCACACAUUACCUUCAUGUGCUCUCAACCUCUAGGUUUUAAAGGAGGACCUAAGAACUCUGAUAUACUACUACCUUGACUGAAAAAGUGGAGGUAUCUGACAAAGGAUGCUGGCCUUCCGGAUGAGCUCCUUCCUCUUGGUAUGGAGAGGGUUGUAGUGAGGGAAACAUUAGAAAGUUCAACUUGCUGGGGAUUUCCUGAAAAUUUUUAUUGUUGUCAAAAUGGGCCUCCAUGGGAACUUAAAAAAGGGAAAUCCGGUUUCAGAAUGGCUGAGCAUGUGAAACACCAGGAGCUCUUUUUUUAAUCCACUAAUUAUAGCAAAUGAAGCCAGGCUUAGUCCAGCCAGGCUACCACUCCCUUAAGAUUCAAGGACUAACUAGAGUGAUAGUCACAAGAAGAUCUGAUGUUGUCACCCUUGGCCUGAUCAUGAUAUAACACAGCCUAAUAGUUACCAUGUUUCCAGUAGAGUGGGAAGAAGAGAUUUUUGUCUCAGGCUGUACCUUAGUAAGGGUGAGGGUAGAACAGUCACUAGUCUAACAGACAUGAGCUUUAGUGACAGAACUGUUACAGUGCUAUUCUGCCACAACAGCCUUAGUCUGACACUCAUCUCCAUAGGGCUCAUUCUCCCUUACUGUACUUGAAUUUAUCCUUCACAGUAGUAUGAAAGAGCCUUACAUUAAAGUUUGAGCACCAUAGACACAAAAACUUUUGCACUAAAUGUUUCUCUCAAAAAAUUCACUACUCUUCCAGUCUUAACAUGAAUAUUCACCCCAGCUAGAUAUCUGAGAAUCAUCCCUGAUGCCUAAAGAAAACAGUUCCCUUAAAAUUAAAAACGUAUCUGUAAGUCUUGAGAACAGGUAAAUUGUGGCUGGACUGCCAUGACAUUUCCUCUUAACCAAAAUAUAUUUCAUUUUGGGACUCUUCAUGGUUCCCAAGGUAUUUUUUUUUUCUUUUUUUAAGUAUCUGCCAGUCCCCACAUCAUUUUAGGUACUGAGGAUACCAUAUUUAUCAAAUAUUUCCCAUAAGUCAGGUCCUGCCAUCAAAGAGUUAAUAAUGGGACACUACAUCACCUUUAAAAUUUGGGCCCAAAUAAGACAUUAAUCCUGAAACAUUCACUAAAGUCUCAAGGAUAACAAGGGAAAUGGUUAACAGUGUACCGAGAAUUCUAACCUCACCUCAGUUGGUGGAAUAUGCCCUCAAGUCCAUCUAGGCACCACUUAAGUAAAUUCCAAAGCCAGCAGAGGCCCAAAACAAUUUUAGCAACUAGAGGCGGUUCAUCUGGGAGUUCUUUUCAAUAAGGCUGACGAAGUAGUGCUUCCCUCACCCUAGCCCAAUAUCUACAAUUAGAAAAGCAAAAGCAAAAGACAGUUCACUUAAUUUAUCUUCAGUAGAAUUAGGUCAAAUUGCUGUUACCUGUCUCCCUAAAUGAAAUUCUGGGUUACAACAGCCCCCCAAUUUCCCUUUCUGCAUUGCAGCUAUGGUAAUAGAAACCUGAUUAUCUUAAUUCCUUGGUCAUCUUUAGUGGCCCACAUCCUAUGAAACAGAGUUUAGAUUUCUUCUAGAACCCUCCUCCUUGACCAUACAUCUGCACCAUACUCUAUCUUUGUACCUUGCUUCUAGUUUUAUGCUUCGGAAGUCAUUUUGGUUGGUUCCUGUUCAUACCUCCCAUUACCACCAUUGGUUCUUGCAGUCUAUACUAUCCAGCAUCCCUUCCUACUUUUUCCCUGCCUAAUUAGUACACAAACUUAAUUGGUCAUCUGACUUUUCCCUAACCCUAAAUUUAGUGAUGAGAAACCUUUUAGAACUUUGAUAACAGCCCACUGUGGCACACAUGCCAUAAGUCCACCACCACUAAGUUCAUUACUUUGUCAAACUAGAUAACCCUAAAGUAUUUCUAUGAUACACUGAAAUUAACACAUUCCAUUAGAGUUCCAACAGUGGAUCAGAUUCCUAAAUAUCCAUCCCAGAUUAACCUAAAGCAGGCACUGUUUCCAUCUCCUGGCUGUUGAUGGAUUCAGGAUCCAUGUUUUGUUCUGGGUAAGAGUACGUUGGCAUAUUAUUCUGAGUACUACUGGGGAAUUGGCCUUAAUAUGAAAAUAACACUGAAAAA